GCAUGUGGAUGUCCUGCGUCGUCCGGUCCGUGGUCCCACCGCCACACGAAUCACUCAAUAUCAUACGAAAUUUUCAUCGGCGGAUAGAAUGGACUUUUACCGAAUAACUACACUAUAUGCAGCUCUGGUAUGUGCUGGGGAAUUACCUUGUUUACGAACAUUUGCUAUUUAUCUACCAUCCGUUCCCAAGAGCGCUAAGGUAACUAAGUUGUUUGAUGGGCACGAGAAGUCAACACAUUUUAAAGACUUUUAUACGUCAUCAUCGAGCGAGAGACAUUACAAAAGUAAUUCUGAAGACCCAAUUGAACCGCACGAUUAUAUGCUCUCCAUUUAUAAGACUUUUUCUACAGCAGAAAAAUUGGGUCUCAAUGCGAGUUUCUUUAGGUCAUCAAAAGCUGCCAACACCAUAGCAAGUUUUGUGGACAUCGGACAAGAUGGCCUCCCACGUUCCCCUGUGCGAAGACAGCAGUAUCUGUUUGACGUCUCAAGUCUCUCAGACAACGCUGAAGUUCUGGGGGCAGAGCUGAGGAUAUACACCAAAGUCUCUGGAAAUUUCAGGAUAUCGGAAACAGGACCAGUGGACAUCCAGCUCCUCUCCUGUCACACUCAACAGCUGCUGGACUCCCAAACACUGGAUCUUCAAGAUUCCCAGAGGCCCAGGUGGGAAGUUCUGGAUGUGUGGGAGAUAUUCAAGGACUGGCAGCGCAGGACUGAGGGGAAGCAGUUCUGUCUGGAACUCAAGGCCAUGUUGGACAACCCUGAGAAGGAGCUGGACCUGAACAGUCUGGGCUUCCACAGGAGUGCACGCCCGCAGCAGAAGAAAGCCAUCCUCGUAGUCUUCACCAGGUCCAGAAAGAGACAGACUCUGUUCAGUGAACGAAGAGAGAGUACGUCGUCAUGGAGCCAGACGGCGCAGGAGAGCGGUCGUCUGUCUAAGGCCUCCAGGACACGGCGCACUGUCACGUCCAAGAACAGCCAGCACGGCAAGAGGCACAGCCGGCACGGCAAGAGGCACAGCAGGAAGUCCAGAUGCAGCAAGAAGCCGCUUCACGUGAACUUCAGAGAGCUGGGCUGGGAUGACUGGAUCAUCGCACCUCUGGAUUACGAGGCGUACCACUGCGAGGGCGUGUGUGACUUCCCUCUCAGGUCCCACCUGGAGCCCACCAAUCACGCCAUCAUCCAGACUCUCAUGAACUCCAUGAACCCGAGCAACAUGCCCCCCAGCUGCUGCGCCCCGUCCAAACUCACCCCCAUCAGCAUCCUGUACAUAGAUGCAGGAAACAAUGUGGUGUAUCAGCAGUACGAAGACAUGGUGGUUGAGUCCUGUGGCUGUAGGUAGGAAGGACCAUGUGUUUUCAGUGAGUGGGAGAUCAGAUCCUGUUUGGUAGGGAGGUUAAUGACCAAGCCUGUAAAUGUACGGUCUCUGGGACGUGUGAUGGAGUGGUUGAUAUGAUAGCCAGGGUCUCAGAGCUUUGUCGUGUUAAUGACCUUCCUCUUAAACUUUCACACGUUUCAGUACGUGUUUAAGAGCCAAAAUGACCGAAAACCGAUCAUUGGCUACAUCAAGUAAAGUGAACACAGCUUUUUUGGGCACUUUGUCACAGCCUCUGGACUGUCCAUGUCUUAAAGAACCUGACCCUUUGUUGGGUGUGAUUCAACUGCACUUCCACCAAACACACCGAAGGUUUGUAGGUGUACAGGCUGUGUGGUGAGGUGACGACUGGAGGGACUGAGGAACGUGUUUAUCCUGCCAUGCACUGAUGUUCAUAUUAACAUAUGUAAAUAAUGGAUAUGGAAAGUAUAAUUAAUGUUCUAUAGCUAAGUUAUUAUAUCUCUAGUUUCUCUAGUUUGAGUGGUUGGCUGAGGUCCCCAUGCCAAUACAAUCUCAUUUCAAGAUUUGCUUUUUGUGAUGAUAAUUAUUGACUACACACAU
This is a messenger RNA of Hypomesus transpacificus, 1933 nucleotides long. It is a transcript of the gene gdf6b, whose product is annotated as growth differentiation factor 6b. Gene Ontology annotation, cellular component: extracellular region. Gene Ontology annotation, molecular function: cytokine activity; growth factor activity. NCBI's taxonomy places the organism in Eukaryota, Metazoa, Chordata, Actinopteri, Osmeriformes, Osmeridae. The record is from RefSeq and is a predicted model, not a curated record. The transcript is spliced from 2 exons. Gene Ontology annotation, biological process: SMAD protein signal transduction; BMP signaling pathway. Bases 89 to 1339 code for a protein of 416 amino acids.